Molecule: messenger RNA, 1239 nt
Organism: Nannizzia gypsea CBS 118893
Lineage: Eukaryota; Fungi; Ascomycota; Eurotiomycetes; Onygenales; Arthrodermataceae
Product: monocarboxylate transporter
Exons: 4
Coding region: 1-1239 (412 amino acids)
Biological process (GO): transmembrane transport
Cellular component (GO): fungal-type vacuole membrane
Molecular function (GO): transmembrane transporter activity
Source: RefSeq, a predicted model, not a curated record
AUGGAGACCGACGCAAAACCUGAGCCGGCCACAGAAGUCAGAGAAGAACACACACAACCCGCGGAUUGUACUGAUCGAGGAGUCCGUGCCUGGACAGUUGUUGCAGGGGCCUGGUGCUGCAUUUUCUGUGGUUUUGGCUGGGUCAACGCUAUCGGAGUUUUCCAAGAGUAUUACCAGACGCAUCAGCUGCAGUCCUACUCCACUUCCAGUAUAUCUUGGAUCCUAUCUCUCGAGCCUUUCGUCCUCUUCGCAGCGGGCAUUGUCAUUGGAAGGCUCUUUGACAACUACGGGCCAAAAUGGCUGCUUAUCAUCGGACUAUUCCUGCAUGUUCUCGGCCUGAUGAUGGCCUCUAUUUCAACCCAGUAUUAUCAAUUUCUCCUUGCCCAGGGUAUCUGCAGCCCACUAGGUGCGAGUUUCGUUUUCUACCCUGCGUUAUCAUGCACUGCAACGUGGUUUGAUAAGCGACGGGCUCUGGCCUUUGGUAUUGUCUCUAGUGGCUCAUCCUUAGGAGGAGUCAUAUUUCCAACCAUAUUAGCUUGGUUAUUACCUAGCGUUGGAUUUGGUUGGGCACUUCGAAUCUCUGGCCUUUUGGUUUUUAUUUUGCUAGUUAUUGCAAACUUAACUGUGCGGUCUAGGAUAGCUCCUAUUCCACGGCCGGUUAGGUUGUAUGACUAUCUUGAUCCUUUCUCGGAGAUACCAUUCAUUUUGCUCAUGCUUGCCUCGUGUUGUGGAUUCUUUGCCAUGUUUGUGCCCAUCAACUAUGUGAUUCUAGAGGCACAGACGGGUGGCGUGGACGCCAACCUGGCUAAAUAUCUGCUCACAAUAUUGAAUGCUGCAAGGCGAGUAGUAAUGAUUGCAAUGUGUGUGCUAUCUGCCGUUGUCUUACUUGCUCUAUGGAUUCCGGGAACCCUUGUCAACCCUGGGUCCGCGGUAGUCUACGUCGUUUUUUGUCUGCUAUACGGAUUUGCCUCUGGUGCGUUCGUAGGCAUGGUGCCGGCUCUUCUAAGCCAGAUCUCAGCCGAUGUGACCAAGACCGGAGUUCGCCAGGGUGUUCUAUUCGCCUGUAUCAGCAUUGCAACGCUCACUGGAUCCCCUAUUGCGGGAGUGAUCUUAAACCAACAAAAAGGGGAGUAUUGGGGCUUACAGAUAUUUGCGGGUAUAAUGAUGGUAGGAUGUGUUUGUUUCUUCAUAGCUGCAAGAGUUGUGCUUGUUGGAUUUCGUGUCAAUAAAAACAUCUGA